Messenger RNA from Phytophthora sojae, 384 nucleotides. RefSeq lists its product as hypothetical. The record is from RefSeq and is a predicted model, not a curated record. Lineage: Eukaryota; Oomycota; Peronosporomycetes; Peronosporales; Peronosporaceae. The transcript is spliced from 2 exons. Bases 1 to 384 code for a protein of 127 amino acids.
AUGCCCUUAUGCCCUGUCGAUGAAGCACAGGCGCUUGACGCGGCCAAGCGGUUCCUCCGAAGCGACGAUAUUCUCGACGAUGCCGAGGACAGCGAAGAGCGAGCCAAGCUCCCUGCUGGACUGCUGAAGCCCGAGAACCUCAAGGUUGACGACCUACUCAACAAGAACAUGCUCGACCGCGCGCGGAACGGCAACAAGAAGCAGCGGAACAAACUCUUCAGUAUGUGGGCUGCUGCGCCCAAGAAGGAGCGGAUGGCUGCGAUCCAGAAAAUCCUCAACCAAAUGCGAGGGUUCACUAAGAACAAGAAGUUCUUCAACGCCUGGAACAAGUACUCCCACCGACUCGAUGGCGGCGUCACCCGUAACACGAGGAGGACAAAUUAA